CACACACACACACACACACACACACACACACACACACACACACACACACACACACACACACCCUCGUCAUUUGUUUCUGGUUCCUGUCUCUGCAGCUGCUCUCACCCUUCCUCGUCUUUUCUCAGUUCUGUUACACUUUUUCCUACUUGGUGGUGGGAUUUAGUGUGUUUCAGCUGAGCGAUGUGUUGUUCGGUGGGUUUUGCAAGGUCCUUGGGUCUGGCCCUGGUGCCUCUGGCUCUUUGCUCCAUCCUGGCCAACCUGCUGCUUCUGUUCCCUAUGGGGCAAAUCACCUACAUUCAGGACAACCGGCUGGCGAGCUACAUCUGGUACUUUGGGGGACUAGGAGGUGGGGGUCUGCUGAUGCUGUUUCCAGCUGUUGUCUUCGUUACUCUGGGGAAAUGCAGCUGCUGCUGGAAUGAGAGUUUAAUGAUGUGUGGCUCAGUUCUGGCAGCUGUGGUCGGCCUGCUGGGGUCUGGAUACUGUUUUGUCAUAUCAGGGUUGGCAUUGCUGCAGGGUCCACAGUGCUUCACAUCUCUGGGAUGGUCGUACCCAUUUGCAGACCACGGGCGCAGGUAUCUCUUGCAGCCAGAGAUCUGGUCACGGUGCCUUCAGCCAGUCAACAUUGUGGAGUGGAACGUGACUCUGCUGUGCGUCUUACUCGGUCUGGCUGUGCUGGAGUUCAUCAUCUGUUUCUUACAGCUGGUCAACGGUUUAGUCAACGUGGUGUGUCGGCCUUGUUGCUAUAAGCAGGAGUAUAGUCUGAAUGCAUAGUGAAACACAUUGUAUGUAAGCUCACUUACACAGACACAAGUGCAUGUAUGCACUUAAAAUACAUAUGUGACAACCAGGAACAAACCAAGCAUAAGCCGAGGUCUAUGUGCACACAAAACCUCAUUGUAGAGCACUGUGUGUGCAACACACACACACACACACACACACACACACACACACACACACACACACACACACACACACACACACACACACACACACACACACACACACACACACACACACACACACACACGCACACACAAUUACUGUCAAAAGUCACUGCUCAGUUAUUGAUGAUGCACUGAGUGUAAUGCGGUAUGUAUAUGUCCGUUAAACUGCGUACACUGGAAUAUGUCACGUAUUCGACAUCAGUAUCAGGACUGUCUUAUAUUUGAGCCAAUAUGGAACUUAUGUAUAUAACACCAAGUAAUUCAUGUGUUUCAUCCAUUAUAAUCUGCACUUAAAGAGGAACUAUGCAACUCUUUAAUCUUAAUUUUACAGUUUGGGAGUUACUGUAAUAGCUAAAUAACCCCAC
Messenger RNA from Thalassophryne amazonica, 1309 nucleotides. RefSeq names its product transmembrane 4 L six family member 18 (gene tm4sf1). Lineage: Eukaryota; Metazoa; Chordata; Actinopteri; Batrachoidiformes; Batrachoididae. Gene Ontology annotation, cellular component: membrane. Bases 181 to 771 code for a protein of 196 amino acids. The record is from RefSeq and is a predicted model, not a curated record. The transcript has 5 exons.